AAACAGAGCAGCAGAGAGGCUGGAGCAGCUUCAGACGGUCUGGAGUCUCAGGAAACAAACAGAGGUUUAUCUCAUCAUUGCCUGCUGGCCCUGUGAGAGUCAGAGAGGAUGUUAAUGAUGAUGAUGAUGAUGAAGAAGAAGGGGUCCAAGACUCUGGCUGUGGUGGCUCUACUUCUGGCCUCAGCCAGCUGCAUCGUUCCUCCAUCAAAAGACGAUCUCAAUGAGAUCUCAAUCCAGGGAGGAAAGUAUGUGGAUGAACAGAUUGAAAAUGCCGUUAACGGAGUGAAGGAGAUGAAGAGCGUGAUGCAGAAAUCCUCAGAUGACCACAAAAAGUUUUUGGACGCCCUGGAGAAAACCAAGGAGCAGAAAGAGGAAGCGAUGCGUGUGGCUCAGGAGAUGGAGGCCAAGCUGGAGCAGGAGGAGGAGGUUUGCAAUGAGACGAUGAAGGCUCUGUGGGAGGAGUGCAAGCCCUGUCUGAAGAACACCUGCGUUAGAUACUACUCCCGAACAUGCAGCAGUGGAUCUGGACUGGUGGGACGCCAGCUGGAAGACGUGCUUAACAGAACGUCUCCCUUCUCCAUCUGGAUCAACGGGGAGAAGAUUGACGACCUGAUGCAGGAGGGACGGCGUCAGGGCAAAGAGUUCAAGAACCUGGAGGAAAGAUACACAGAGAUGGCCGACGGGGUGGACAGCAUAUUUUCAGACAGCAUGAAGGUGGCCGAUCAUGCGCACGACAACCCUCCGGUGUUCCACUUUCCCAAUUUCCUGGGGCCGUACACCCGCCGGAGCAGAAGCAUCCGCUCUCUCUUCCACGAUCCGUUCCACAACUUCCAGAGUUUGUUCUCCCCCAUGAUGGGCAUGGGCAGGAACUUCUUCAGCUCCAUGGGCUCCAUGAUGGACAUCGACUCAGACGUAGCUCCUAAUGAGGAUGGCAGCAUGAAUGAGGACGUGGUCAUCACCAAACCUUUUGGUAACGGCAGGAUGACCUGCAGAGAGAUCCGCCGCAACUCCGCCGGCUGCCUCAAGUUCCGUGACGAGUGUCAGAAAUGCAAAGACAUCCAACAUAUUGAUUGCUCCGGUAAGAAACCUCUGGAGGGCCCUCUGAAGGAGGAGCUGGAGGAGGCACUGGCUUUGGCAGAGCGCUUCACUCAGCAGUACAACAGCCUCCUGAGGAGGUUUGAGGAGCAGAUGUUCAACACCUCCUCCAUCCUGGACAUGCUCAACAGACAGUUCGGCUGGGUGUCAUCCCUGGCGAACAACACCAGGGACGACAUCUUCCGAGUUCAGAUGGUGAACUGCAAGGACGCAGAGAAGGAGCCAGACGAAGAGAAGACGCAGCCUGGAGAGACAAACGUGUCCGUGCAGCUCUUCGAUGCUCCACCCAUGAACUUCACCGUGCCGGGCGACAUCCCCUGGACCGACCCCAAGUUCUCUGAGGUGGUGGCCCAGGAGGCUCUGGACCGCUACAAGGAAACCAGUGUUGUGGUUAAAUAAAGUCCCACCCUGCGCUGUCUGCUGACCAGUGAAUGUUCUGGACUCACUGAAACACACCAGAAACCCCGCCGAUAAACACACCUGGAAGAAAAAAAACAAACCCUUAAGCUGACACACUGAUUCUGUUGUAAAUCCUCUUUAAGUCCUGCUUUUGCAAACGACUCAGUUUAACCUCAGAGAUUUAUAUUGUUAAAUUAGAGCUCUUUGUCCUGCUGUGAGAGAAGAUAUUCAGUAGAUGUAGAUAACAGGCCUCCUUGUGUCUAUUAUAUCCUCAACAUGGAAGGCCUGUUACAUCAUUUGUGAGCUGGGCUUUGCAAAAAGGGGCCGUUGUUCUUAAAUGAUUUAUGCUUCAGUUUCUGUAGAAAGCCAAAAUGUAUGUAAAUGAGUGUUUAUUCUCUGCAUUUCUAACAUGAUUUAAACUGAUAUUUCCUCCACCACAGUUGAGAAAAUCAUUUGCAGAAAAUUCAAGUUUAGAGCAAGUUAACUGAGGCUGUUUCAGUGACGUUACAGAUCUGAUCUACCCUUCUUACAGAUCUCUGAUCGCUGUUAUCUGAGAUGGUUGAAGAGGUUGGGGGUUAAACUCACUGAUCGGAGAGAUUCAAUGUGAGAAAUAGGAGUUGAUGAUGUUGCUUUGAGCCCCUCUGUACAACAGCCUCGCAGUGAAGCAAUACUUAGAGAUCUAAUAAAACCUGCUCAAACCCA
Messenger RNA from Plectropomus leopardus (leopard coralgrouper), 2196 nucleotides. RefSeq names its product clusterin (gene clu). The record is from RefSeq and is a predicted model, not a curated record. Lineage: Eukaryota; Metazoa; Chordata; Actinopteri; Perciformes; Serranidae. Gene Ontology annotation, cellular component: nucleus. Gene Ontology annotation, molecular function: misfolded protein binding.